This is a messenger RNA of Monoraphidium neglectum, 261 nucleotides long. RefSeq lists its product as hypothetical. The transcript has 4 exons. The record is from RefSeq and is a predicted model, not a curated record. NCBI's taxonomy places the organism in Eukaryota, Viridiplantae, Chlorophyta, Chlorophyceae, Sphaeropleales, Selenastraceae. Bases 1 to 261 code for a protein of 86 amino acids.
AUGGAGAUCGCGGAGCUGCUGCUGCUGCUCAUGCUGUAUGACGCGGCCUGGUCAGGGGAUUGGAGCCGCAUCGGAGCUAUUACCAAGGACACGGAGCUGCUGCUGCAGAAGCUCUCACUCGUCCCGCUCAUCGGCCACGUGGUCACAGCUGUGGGGGCCGGCGUCCUCGCCAGCCGCAAGGGCAAGAGCCCCGUUGUCCCUGCAAUCAAGGGCUACCUUUUUGGCGCGCUGGGUCUGUACGAGGAGCAGUACUCGCGAUGA